GAUUGUGUGCAGUUUCGUGUGCAACAAAGUACCGAGCCUGGCAGCUAGCGAGAAGAGAAAAGCGACCCGUUGGAGACUGUUUAUCUUUCUGCAUUUUCAAGCUGUCUUCUGAAAUCUCUAAGCACUCAGCGGUGAAUUGGAAGUUGAAUACCAACGUGAUUCAACCUUCGGGCGGUGUUAGGGGGCUUUGUGGAAGAGUAAGGUGCUUUAUUGAAUUGAAAGUCAGACGUAACGCUAGCGAGCUGGCGUAGGAAAGAUAGAACCAGAGCUACGUAGCGAGUCGGUCAGCUAGGGAGAGCCGGGAGGACCACGGCACAGCCGCUGCCAGCGCCGCGGGGAGUCGGGGCCCGAGAGGGAGCCUGCCAGGCCCUCGGCUUAAUGCACCCUGCCUGCCUCGCCUUAGCCGCAGUCCGAGAUGGGGGAGACCAAAAUUAUCUACCACCUCGACGACCAGGAGACGCCGUAUCUGGUGAAACUGUCGGUGCCGGCGGACAAAGUCACUCUGGGAGACUUCAAAAAUGUCCUGAAGAAACCAAAUUACAAAUUCUUUUUCAAAUCCAUGGACGAUGACUUCGGGGUGGUUAAGGAGGAAAUUUCUGAUGACAACGCUAAGCUGCCCUGUUUCAAUGGCCGUGUGGUAUCAUGGUUGGUCUCUGGUGACGGGGCCCACACAGAUGCAGGCUCGGUGGCAGAUAGUUUAGAAGCAGCACCCCCACUGGAGCGAACAGGGGGCAUCGGAGACUCAAGACCACCUUCCUACCAUGGGAAAGCAGCAAGUGGACGGGACAGUUUGGACAAUGACACAGAGACGGGCUCCAUGGUGUCGCAAAGGAGAGAGAGGGAGAGGCCGCGGAGGAAACACUCCAACGAUCACGGUGGAAGGCAGAAUGGGUACACGUCACGGGGCCUGGGACGUGGAGGACCCGAAUACGACAGCUGUUCAUCCUUUAUGAGCAGCGAGCUGGAGUCCACUUCCUGCUUUGAUUCAGAGGAUGACGAUGCAACCAGCAGGUUUAGCAGCUCAACUGAACAGAGCUCCUCCCGGCUAAUGAGACGACACCGCCGCCGCAGACGGAAACCCAAAGCCUCUAACAUGGACAGGUCCUCAUCAUUCAGCAGCAUCACAGACUCCACCAUGUCUCUGAACAUCAUCACUGUCACACUCAACAUGGAGAAGUACAACUUCUUGGGCAUCAGCAUUGUGGGUCAGAGUAAUGAGCGGGGCGAUGGAGGGAUCUACAUCGGCUCCAUCAUGAAGGGAGGAGCUGUGGCUGCUGAUGGACGCAUAGAGCCUGGGGACAUGCUGUUGCAGGUCAAUGACAUCAAUUUUGAGAACAUGAGCAACGACGAUGCAGUUCGAGUACUGAGGGACAUAGUGCACAAACCUGGUCCCAUUACUCUGACUGUGGCCAAGUGCUGGGACCCAAACCCUCGGAGCUGCUUUGCUCUGCCCAGAAGUGAGCCAAUCCGACCCAUUGACCCUGCUGCGUGGGUGUCCCAUACAGCAGCCAUGACAGGGGUGUAUCCCCCGUACGGCAUGAGCCCCUCCAUGAGCACUGUGACGUCCACCAGCUCCUCCAUCAGCAGUUCAAUCCCUGAGACUGAACGAUUCGAUGACUUCCAUCUCUCCAUCCACAGCGACAUGGCAACAGUUGCUAAGGCCAUGGCUUCCCCAGAGUCAGGUCUGGAGGUGCGGGACAGGAUGUGGCUUAAGAUAACCAUCGCUAAUGCCUUUAUUGGUUCUGAUGUGGUUGACUGGCUCUUCCAUCACGUUGAAGGGUUCUCAGAUCGCCGUGAAGCACGUAAAUAUGCUAGCAACCUGCUAAAGGCUGGCUAUAUCCGACACACUGUCAACAAGAUCACAUUCUCUGAACAGUGUUACUACAUCUUUGGAGAUCUCUGUGGCAACAUGACCCAUCUGUCUAUCCAUGAUCAUGAUGGUUCCAGUGGGGGUGCCUCAGACCAGGACACACUCCCCCCGCUGCCUCACCCCGGUGCGGCCCCCUGGCCUAUGGCCCUGCCCUACCAGUUCCCCAUUCCUCACCCUUAUGACCUGCCACAGCCUUUCCAUGGUGGACCAGGUGCUGGCAGUGCAGGGAGCCAACACAGUGGAAGCAGCGGUUCAAACUGCAGUAAGAACGAAGGUCGGAAAUCCGGCGGCAGCGGCAGCGAAAAUGACAUCAGGAGCCACCGAGCUCCAAGCGAGCGUUCAGUUGCGCCCCCUAGUGAGCGAAGCGUCCGUAGCUCUGUCAGCCACCGCAGUGCCAACUCCCACACUAUAGCCUAUGGGCCUGGCCUCGUGUACGGCCCCCCAGGCCUUCCCCCUCAGCCCCCACAUUUGUCUACAGCUGCCCCCGGUGCUCCACCAGGCCGAGAGAUCGCCUCUGUGCCUCCUGAGCUCACCGCCUCACGCCAGUCUCUGCGAAUGGCCGUUGGCAACGCUGGGGAGUUUUUUGUUGAUGUGAUGUGAUAAGGGGAUAAGACUAGUACAAAGCAGCAGAUUGGGCUUUCUCAUAUCAUGGUAGGGCUUAGACGGAUGGAGUGACAGGACAGGAGGGAGGGAGGAUGGCCAAAGCUGUAACCCAAGGCCUUGAUUCCUCUUCUGUAACGCAGAAUUGGAACCAAUCCUGCUGUAUUCCCCCUCUCUUGUGCUUUUCUUCCUAAUAGUAGUGGCCAUACUUUCUUCAGUGAAGAAACCCCCUCGCUCAAGAUGGAACCAAAGCGCCUUCCUCAGUUUCCGCUCCCUGCUGGGGAAGAGUUUGUGUAAGGACAAAGAGCAAGAGAGGGAGGAAGUUAGUGGAAACGGACAGCUGGGGAAGAUGACUCAGCGCUUUUUUACAUGGAUGUCUUUUUUUCAUUUCACUCUUCCCUCCUCUCUACUUUCCUUAUCUAACGUUCUCUGUCCUCCCCCACCCCUGUCCACGUCAAAAUCGAGAGAGAAAAGCCUCUUCCCUCCUUUUGUUCUUUCACGUCCCACUUGCUGACCUCUAACAAGAAAAAAAAAACACUCAAAGAAAGCCUAAGUGAACACUAACUCUUAACCUUAUUCAGACUUUUUAAAUGUUUGCUUGACUUAAGAGAGAAAGAAAUGGAAAAAUGUGUAUGUAGUGCAAGAGAAUCGCAGUCCUCCUUACUGUAAGAAAGCAUUUGUUUUAUUAUAUAAUAGCUGGUUCCAACUAGUUUCAUUUUUCAACGCUUAACAUGAGCAUCCAGCUUCAAGAGUCAUUUUUACACUACAUGAUUACAUUUUCAUCUGAUAACCAGAGCAUUUUCAGCCUCUGUCUUGUGAUACUGUAUAGUGGAAAAAAUUUCUUACCAUGACUUUCACACUACUCUUUUAUCAAGGAAAAAUGUCUUUUUAUUUAUAAAUAUAGUUUUAUGACUUAAA
Messenger RNA from Sphaeramia orbicularis (orbiculate cardinalfish), 3388 nucleotides. Its product is annotated as segment polarity protein dishevelled homolog DVL-3. NCBI's taxonomy places the organism in Eukaryota, Metazoa, Chordata, Actinopteri, Kurtiformes, Apogonidae. Bases 416 to 2470 code for a protein of 684 amino acids. The transcript is spliced from 15 exons. Gene Ontology annotation, biological process: canonical Wnt signaling pathway; intracellular signal transduction. Gene Ontology annotation, molecular function: frizzled binding. Gene Ontology annotation, cellular component: cytosol. The record is from RefSeq and is a predicted model, not a curated record.